Molecule: messenger RNA, 1302 nt
Organism: Beauveria bassiana ARSEF 2860
Lineage: Eukaryota; Fungi; Ascomycota; Sordariomycetes; Hypocreales; Cordycipitaceae
Exons: 1
Coding region: 1-1302 (433 amino acids)
Molecular function (GO): protein binding
Source: RefSeq, a predicted model, not a curated record
AUGAACUCGACAACAGCGCUGCUCAGUACGGGCUGUACGCAGCCGAAUGUAUACGAAAUUUGCCAGUCCAUCUCAAUGAGCAGCAGCGUCUGCCACUUUCUCAACCUGCCUCACGAAAUCGUCCUCAGUAUCAUCGAUUAUCUGCAGCAAGACAGCAAGGCAGUUCUCUAUCUGACAUGCAGCCCGCUACGAAAUAUCAUUUACCAUGGUUAUCGAUUACGGACCGAGUUGCGAUAUUGGUCCAACCGCAAAAUGGCUAUCCGCUUUCUCAACUGUAUCGGAAAAGAGAGACUCGAUGUCUGGGUGUGCAACUAUUGCCUCCGUUUCCAUCAACAUUCUGCAGACUCUGUUCCCUCUGCAGGCGCGUAUCCUCAGCCAUGUUGCCCGACGCGGGGCGUCAGAAGGUACGAUAUGCAGACCUUGAUUACCUACCAGCGAGACCACAUACUUCUUGCUUUAAAGUAUGCAAGACUGGAGAGUAGCCUACAUGGACCGUAUGAGCAGCACCAACGACUACUGAUGCAGCCACAUUCGGGCCAGGUGGACAGCCUCGAUUACGCGAGAGUCACCUUUCGAGUGGUCCCUCGCAUAGUCGAGGGGCGGUUCCUGGUCUUUAGGGAGCACAUCUGCGAGUAUGACAGAGGACCGGCACCAAACCUGAUUUACGGCUUGAGCCGAAGUUGCUGCCACAUGCGAUUUGUUGCUGCGGAUAUCGGGCCUUGGACGUUUUUGAACCCUCGACGGUUUCAAGAGUUGCCUCAUGAAUUUUGCCUUGUUCACAUUGUGUGCACAUGUAGAACGGAAACCAGGAUCGACCUAUACGGCACGACAGUCCGCACGCGGACUUGGGAGGAUUUCGGUACCGAGUUUUCGUCUCUCAAAUCGAUUGUCUUUUACGACUACGAUGCUUGUGAGGGGCCAGAGAGGAUUCGGGAACUGUACGAAUCCACCAUGGAUGACCUAGACUCCUUCUACACGCCGCAAAGCGUUUUACAGCCAGCGCAUGGUGCUGAGCCACAAUAUGAGUCACAAAAUGCGAGCAACCAAGAGAAGCCAAGGCGCGAUGGGAAAAAGAAGGUGCGGGAACGGUCAGACAAGUCGUCAGACAAGACAGAAAAGGUCAUGGAGGAGGCAACACGCUGGGCGAGGCUAAAGGGCCGGAUCAAGAUGCUACUUGGCUUCCUAGAUGGGUUUAGCGUACGACACAAAGCCGGGACGACGACGACAACUAGACCUUCGACGCCUCAUCCUGCCGCACCGCUACAGCCGCUUAAUUUGCGUCUUGUGCCCGCUCGGGUGUAA